CUUGCCCCACCCAGCCCCGGCCACACCUGGACACCUCCACCCCAGCUCCUGAAGAGGUCGUGCCACCCAACCCGAGCCACCAGAGCCUCUGGGGUGUGCGGGUCCCACAGCCAGUGCACCCAUAACACCACGAGGAAGUGGCCCCCGGGGGCCAUCCCUGCCUUUUGUGCGGCUCUGAUGGAAGUGGGCUGGGAGACUCACUCCAGCGGAGGGCUGCGAGCUCCAGCCCAUGGCCCCAGAGUCCAAGUCUGAAGUAACAGACCCUGAGGUCUCCUGGGGUUUAAUAAAGUUGACAGUGCGAGGAUGAAGGGGAACAGAAACUGAAGGGCUGCUGGAGAGAGCGAGAUGAACGAGUGGAGGGCCCUGGGGAGACAGGAAGAGGAAACAGGCCGAGGGAGGGGAAAGGGGUGCAGCGGCUUGGCAACUGGCUUGGGGGGCCUGGGGAAGGCUGGGGAUCUCUAGAAGGGGCAGCACCUCCGGUGGACAAGGUGGCCAUGGGGCCAUCUGAUCCUCUGACCUGGAUGGGGGUGCAGGCACCCCUGUUGCUGCUCCAAACCUCCCCUGAUCCCAGCCCAAGAUGACACCCAACAGCACCAGGGAGGUGGCCAGCCCUGUUCCUUCAGGGACCCUGGGCCUCUCCCUGGCCCUGGCGAGCCUCAUCGUUGCUGCCAACCUGCUCCUGGCCCUGGGCAUCGCUGGGGACCGCCGCCUGCGCAGCCCGCCUGCCGGCUGCUUCUUCCUGAGUCUGCUCCUGGCUGGACUGCUCACUGGGCUGGCACUGCCCACGCUGCCGGGCCUAUGGAACCAGAGCCGCCGGGGCUACUGGUCCUGCCUCUUCCUCUACCUGGGUCCCAACUUCUCCUUCCUCUCCCUGCUCGCCAACCUCCUGCUGGUGCACGGGGAGCGCUACAUGGCAGUGCUGCGGCCUCUGCGACCCCGCGGGAGCACUCGGCUGGCCCUCAUCCUCACCUGGGCCGGGCCCCUGCUCUUCGCCAGCCUGCCCGCUCUGGGCUGGAACCACUGGGUCCCGGGUGCCAACUGCAGCUCCCGGACUGUCUUCCCAGCCCCCUACCUCUACCUCGAAGUCUAUGGCCUCCUGCUGCCCGCCGUGGGCGCUGCCGCCCUCCUCUCGGCCCGUGUGCUGGUCACCGCCCACCGCCAGCUGCAGGACAUCCGCCGGCUGGAGCGGGCCGUGUGCCGCGGUGCGCCCUCGGCCCUGGCCCGGGCCCUCACCUGGAGGCAGGCCAGGGCACAGGCCGGAGCCACACUGCUCUUCGGGCUGUGCUGGGGGCCCUACGUGGUCACCCUGCUCCUCUCCGUCCUGGCCUAUGAGCAGCGCCCACCGCUGGGGCCGGGAACUCUGCUGUCCCUCAUCUCACUGGGCAGCGCCAGUGCGGCGGCCGUGCCCGUGGCCAUGGGGCUGGGUGAUCAUCGCUACACAGCCCCCUGGAGGGCGGCCGCCCGGAGGUGGCUCAGGGUGCUGCGGGUGAGAUCCCAGGGCAGUCCUGGCCCUGGCACCUCCUACCACACCAGCUGCCAAAGCAGCGUGGACCUUGACUUGAACUAGAGGAGGGGCUGCUGCUCCACUUACUAGAAGCAUCCAUCCAUCUCAACCGCCAAGCCCACCUCCACUGGUCCCCAUGCCUCUGGAUCAGAGACCCUACCAAACCUCUCUGACCCCACACUGACUGAAUAAAGCUCCCCCCGCCAGUG
Messenger RNA from Sus scrofa (pig), 1713 nucleotides. It is a transcript of the gene GPBAR1, whose product is annotated as G protein-coupled bile acid receptor 1. The record is from RefSeq and is a predicted model, not a curated record. Gene Ontology annotation, molecular function: G protein-coupled bile acid receptor activity. Gene Ontology annotation, cellular component: plasma membrane. Gene Ontology annotation, biological process: G protein-coupled receptor signaling pathway. NCBI's taxonomy places the organism in Eukaryota, Metazoa, Chordata, Mammalia, Artiodactyla, Suidae.